Peronospora belbahrii is the source of this 1179-nucleotide messenger RNA. The record is from the annotation of a GenBank genome assembly. NCBI's taxonomy places the organism in Eukaryota, Oomycota, Peronosporomycetes, Peronosporales, Peronosporaceae.
AUGACGUCACGCUCUUUCUUGUCUCUUCGGUGGUAUUCUACCUCUAUACGUACACUUCGUGUCUAUCAUUCAAGCUCUGGUUCUGCAUCUACUCGCACUAUCCAGCGUCAUUCCAAUGGACAAGUAUCUAGUCAGGACUUGACACGACCUCACUUAAGUGUUCGAAAUGCUGCAAAAGGUUUAGGACAAUUGGAUAUUUUCGUGCCAUUACCAGGUCUAAAAGGUCUAACGCGGUUGAAGAUACAAGACUCUAGUGCCAGUGUAAAGAACCUCAUUGAUACCGUGAAAGAGGCGGAUAGUUCGCUUCAGACUGUUGAAAUUGCGAUACCUACUGGAACGAAAGUAGCACAUACUGUACGACUAGAAGAACUAACGUCCAUGGCAUUUUGUUUACGAUUGAAUCAUGUGAAUAUCCUUGUGGAAAAUGAUGCUACUAGUAUAAAUGAGUGCACAAUUAGGGGAGAACAUGCAGCAUUUGCAUCGGUUAAGGCCGAGAUUGAAACAAAUCCACGACUGUUGUUGCCGUUACAGGAAUUUUAUCGCCUGUGUCACAAUGUAGGAGCAGACGAGACCGUUGCAACGAAAUGGCUACGGGAAUUGCAACGGCGGAACUUGGUCGUGCAUUUUGACCAGUCACGGAAUCCUCAAUUGGAGAAUGCCGUUAUUUUACGGCCCAAUAGUCUCGAGAGUCGAUUAACACUACACAAUGCACUUGAUUCGGAGCUGUAUAAUCUCAAACACGACCGACGUGUGAAAGAGAGCGAAUUGAUGGCAUUGAAACGGUCGUUACAGAAACUGCAGCAGGUUGAAAACACUGUGCUUGUGGCUGCACAUCGUUUACCAAAUGCACAGAAAUGGAUGGGGCUUACGGGACUCACGGGUUUCUAUGGUAUACUCAUGUAUUGUGUCUGGGAUGUCUAUUCCUGGGAUGUCAUGGAGCCAAUUACGUAUUUUAUUGGCUUUACGGCAGUCUUGGGCAAUUCCUUUUACUCGACGAUUACUAAGAAGGAUCCAACGUAUAGUAAUAUAUGGCAAAAACGCUAUGCCAAGCGUGUGGCAAUGCUAAGUCAAAAGCGAAAACAUCGUCGUGAGGAUCUCAUAGAGCUUAAGGCACGUAUGACUGACCUGGAGAAUGACAUUCUGCUGGUAGAUGGUUUUCCACCAAUCAUCAUUGUCUAG